Messenger RNA from Mesorhabditis belari, 1485 nucleotides. The record is from the annotation of a GenBank genome assembly. NCBI's taxonomy places the organism in Eukaryota, Metazoa, Nematoda, Chromadorea, Rhabditida, Rhabditidae.
AUGACGGUCAGCUACAAUCAUCAAGUUGCCACAUCAAAGCCAUAUUUGAUCUUGAAAUUGUUGGCAAGAUGGAAGGGUUCUGUAUGGAAAGCGGUUUCGCUCGAGCUCGGGAUCUGGAUCAUCGCCUAUUACACAAUAUUUUGCAUCUAUCGUUUUUGGAUGGGGGAUUAUAGUAAAAAAAAAUUCGAGGAUUUCAUUCGUUUUUUCCAAGGUUCGAUGAGCUAUAUUCCAUUGGAUUUUAUGUUAUCAUUCUUUGUUACAAUUGUCGUCAAUCGAUGGUCAACUAUAUUUCAAAAUUUGGGAAUGAUUGACAAUAUUGCUCUUUUUGCCUCAAACUAUAUCAAAGGAAACGAUGAAAGAGGGAGAAAUUUGAGAAGAAAUGUCGUGAGAUACUGUUGCCUGUCUCAAGCAAUGGUUUUUCGAGAUUUAAAUAUGCAAGUGCGACGCCGAUUUCCCACUUUUGAGGCUCUUGUCGCAGCUGGUUUCAUGAUGGAGCACGAGUUGCAGAUGUUUCACGAUGUACAAAAUCGAUAUGCAAAAUAUUGGGUGCCGUUGAACUGGUCACUCACGUUGAUCAACAAUGCGAAAAAAGAGGGCCGCGUCGACUCGGAUGUGAACGAAUUCGCGAUUGCACAGGAGAUUCGCCACUUCCGCACGAAUCUCUCGACCGUCUGGCAGCACGAUUGGAUCUCGAUCCCGAUUUUGUAUCCACAACUUGUUUUCACCGCCACUCACAUCUAUUUCCUAUUGGCUCUUUUCGCGCGUCAAUUCAUCGUCACAGCCGAUCAGAAACCCGGAGAGGUGGACAUUCAUUUCCCAUUGAUGACCGUUUUCCAGUUCAUUUUCUAUGUUGGAUGGAUGAAGGUAGCGAUGGCUUUGCUAAAUCCGAUGGGCGAAGAUGAUGACGAUUAUGAUUGCAAUUUCUUGUUGGACAGGAAUUUGACGCUUUCUUUGGGAUGUCAAGAUUGUCACCGCGAUCCACCAGAGAUGAAACCGGACGCUUUCUGGGAAAUGAAACAGGCUCAACCCCUUUACUCACUCGAAUCAGCGAUCAAGCGCCUCAACUUCUUCAUGGGAUCGGCUGCAUUGCAAGAUGAAGCUGAAGGUGGGUCAAAGAAAAGCGAAGAAAUUCAAAUGGUGCCUCAUCCGAGCAACGAGCGAUAUAUGAAUCGCCACGAAGAGGACCGAUUGAAGAGUCGAGGAGUGACAAUCGGCCAUUCUCGCUCAAACACUCAAACAAUGGACAUGUUGUCGGCUGGCUUAGAGAAUAUAAGGAGAAUGUCCGGUGCUUCAUUCGGAUCUCGAUCUCGAGUCAAUUCGACAACUUCGAUGGAACAAGGAUUGAGUGUGAAUGGGGGAAUACAAAGGAAAGACAAUGAACAAAAUGAGCAAUCCCGUGCCCGAGCCAUGUCUGAUCGUCCACCGAAAAUCAAUAUCGCGCGAGCUUCGAUCGAUUUUGGGGGCAUGAAUAAAGAAGAUCAAUUC